Brassicogethes aeneus is the source of this 1389-nucleotide messenger RNA. The record is from the annotation of a GenBank genome assembly. NCBI's taxonomy places the organism in Eukaryota, Metazoa, Arthropoda, Insecta, Coleoptera, Nitidulidae.
UUCGAACCCCACCACAAUUUAUGCUCUGCUAAUUGUUGUUUCCUUCCUGUACGAGUUUAAAAACACUAUUUUGAAUUUGUAGUUCGUCUAGAUUCACUUAGAAGCACUUACGGUGACUAAUGAUAAAAUGAGCUCGUGAAUUAGUGCCAAUAAAUUUGCUCGAGAUGUAACAUUAUUUAUUUAGUUUGUUAGUGUAGUUUAGUGCCAUUGUUUUAGUGCGCGAGGAACUUGGAUUUUUUUAGUGAAAUGGCAGUUGUUUCCCUUGUUGGGAGUAAGGUUCUACUUGCUUUAUGCAACUUUUUACUUUUGGUUUGCGGUUUUUUCUUGGCAAUCGGAGGUAUUCUAGUCCUCUUCGACUCCGAUAGAGUCCUUUUGUCAAAAUUUCUAUCAGCAGGACCAUUCUCCGCCCUUACUCACCCCCUGCUUUACUACAUUUCAAUAGGUUUAGCAAUCCUAGGUUUAAUCCUAGCGUCUGCAGGAGUAUUAGGUUGCUGGGCAUCAUGCAUGAACAACUAUUGUGUUCUAACAACGUAUUUUUUUAUCGUAAUACUAGUGCUCGUGGGUGAAUGCGUAGUAUACGCUACAGCCUGGGCGUGGCCGGACUGUCUGGGUUUAGGAUUGGACCCUGAUUUAACUACAAAGACUUUGCAAAUGAAUUAUGGGUCCACAGGUCAAGAGCAAUUUACUGCAGCAGUUGAUUUAGCACAAACCAUGUUUUCUUGCUGUGGAAUUGAAUCAGCUAAUGAAUACGAUACUUCCUUAUGGAGAUUACAAUCUCUUGGACCUUCACUAGCUAUACCAUUAACUUGUUGUAAAUUAGACAAUAUUAACGAGACCAGAGCAUAUCUUAACCCACAUCCCAUAAAUAUUACAUUAUGCCAAGCUUUGGAAAGAAACAGACAUGAAGGAUUUAGACAUUUGGAGGGCUGCAAAGAGUAUUUGGAUCAAUGGUAUAAGGAACAAUAUGUGGUAUUUCUAGGGGCCGGCCUUAUCAUAGUUCUGGUAGAGUUUGCAGUUCUCCUCAGCACAAUCCUAAUGUGUACUCGUGUAUAUCACCGAAACGAAUCCAAAAAAGACCUACAAAAUUCACAAAUUAACACAGAAUCAUCCAGAAAUCGAUCACCUUUAGGUGCAUAUGAUAACGAAACCUACGCCAUGUCUAAUAGUUUUAGACAAAACUAUAAGCUUGUAGAUCGAGCGUGACGGUUACUGUAUGGUAUGUUGUUACCCAGCUAUGUAUAUCAUAUAGAAAAUAACUCUAUGUUAUGGUAAUUGUCGAUUUUAUAAAUUGAAAGUUUGUUUUAGUUUGCCUGCAAAUCUAUAAAAACUUCAUUAACUCAAAUUUACGUUUGUAUGUAAGAACUUUAAUUUUAUUUAAUAAACAUAUUA